UCCAAUCUGAAAAAUAAAAGGUUACAAACCAAGCACAAACGUGUAUAAGUCCAUAAACGGUGAGAAUUCUGUGAUCCUUAAAUCUCAAACUAUAUCAUCAUAUUCAAAUAUGGGAAUCCUUACAUUUCAAGCUUGUUAAUGAUUGUUUAGGUGAAUUCUUAAAUUCCAAAGUGUGUGUUGGGUGAACAAUUCCAUCUUGAUUAUUAUUAGCUAUGUAAGUCAUUAGACGACAAAGCAAAGGCACAAAAUAUUGGAAAGGGAAGAAGGAUUGACCACCAAACCAAACAAAAUUUUUAUGUGCAUAUAUGCGCCUUGUCCCUUUCAAAUUUCCCCUCUUAGAAUGAAAUGAAUAGAUCAAGUCUUUUCACUAGCCGCACUAAUAAAGAAACACAACACAAUUUGAUAUUGUUAUAUGGUUUCAAUUACUAUAAACACUUGAUAAUUAAGGGGUUUGUAAUUUUGCGUUUGGAUAUCCGAUUGCUGGUGCAAAUUUGUUUAUUUUGUAUAACAUCUCAACAGACAAAUAAAUUUUAUUAUAGAAUUUUUUUCCCACGAUGGGUUGAAAAUAAAAUAUAAAGUUAUACGAGUUUUCCUGAAUUCAGAAAUGUAACUUUUCAGUCUAGUCAAUGUGAUUAUGAUAUCUAUAAGCACCGUGAAGUCAUAGCUUCUGAACUUUGAAAUGUAGUCUUAAGGAUCUUUGCCAACGAUCAGAAGGUAUGUGACGACUUAGGGACUGGAGGUGUUAGGUUGUCAACGGGCCUAGAAUCUAUAUAUGGAGGUGGGAAGUUCAGCAACGAGCAUUCUCGUCGAUAACAUGAAUUUGAGGGAUAAUAGGCAGGAAUGACGGGAAGGUAUGGACUCCGGAGCUCGAUAGGGACCGGAUCUGGUUACUGGUGGUCCGAGGUUGUCGUCUGGUGGGAGGGAGCUUCGCUGAAGGGUCUAGAUCCAACGAGAGGGAGAUUGCCGAAGGAUCUGGAUUCUGGUGGAAGGGAAGUCGAUGAUGAACUCGAAAAGAAGAGGCUUUUUUGGCAAUUUGAUUGAUAAUGUUCGUUUGGACACGUUAGGCUAAUUCCACGACUGAUACCAACCAACACUAAAGAUUUCACUGGUCACAUGUACCGUUCUAGAUCAGGCCCGAUUGUUCGAUUUUUUUUUCCCGAUUCGACCGGCCGAUCCGGUGUAGUAAUCCAUGUAAAAUUAAGCUAUGGAUUGUAUUGGUUGAAAUUAAAUUAAAUAAAGCUACACACACGCUUGUAGGGGUGUCUGUUCGGUUCGGGUCGGGUAACCGAACCCGAAACCCACAAACCCGGACCUGCCCUUUGCAUGUAACCCGAAAUGUUGUCUUGUGGGUUUCGGGUACCCGAACCCGAAAAGUGUAUAGACGGUUUCGGUUCGGUUUGCUUGAGCCCGAAAACCGAACGUCCUCCUCCUUGAACACUCCGCCCAGCAGCAUUGUUGUUUCAUUCUUAAUUCCAAAACCCCAAUUUCUAUUCCAUUCAUUCUUCUCCUCGCCUCCACUCCCACCAAGAACUGCUUGUUACUUUUCAAUUCCAUCUCAUCCUCACCCCAUAAUUGUUCCAAUCCCUACCGCACCCUCCUGCUUCAUUGUUUUUUUUUCGACCGGCUCCUGCUUCAUUAUUGCUUUUGCAUCCUCUGCCACCAUCCCACCACCACGAGAAUUGUUCGGAUCGACGAAGCUAGGAAAGGAAUCGACGAAACCAGGGGAGGAAUUGAAUCUGGGAAACCAUAAAACCAUAUCGGAGAAAGCUUUCGAUGCGGCGCCCGACGUUACGACAUACCCAGAUGCGCUGCCGACGAGGAAAGCUUCGACCUGAACGGAACCAGAUCCGUCGCCCAGUUGCGCUACCAACGUGGAAAGUUUCGAUCUCGAGCAGACCUAGAUGCGACGCCUGACGUUACCCAGCUUCGAUCUCGAACGGAACCAGAUGCGCCGCCGACGUUACCCGGAAUCCCAGAUGCGCCGUCGACGUUACCCAGAAUCUCAGAUGCGCCGCCUGAACCGUAGGAGGCGAAACCACCUCUGUACUCACCUCAUUCCUCUGUCGAUGCCUUGAAAUUAAAAGGCUUGAGAGUUUCAGAUGAGAUGAGAAAGUCUCGAAGACCGAAGUCGAACCGCCAAACCCGAAAGGGCAUAACGCAGAGCUGAGGUCGGUAUCGGGUUCUUCUCGGGUUUCGGGUUACAACGUAACCGAAACCGAUAAACCGCAUAUUCAGGUUGAAACCGAAAACCCGAACCCGACAACACCAUUCUCGGUUCGGUUUCGGUUAAACCCGAAAACCCAAAACCGGACCGACACCCCCUAGUUCUUUCUGGUGGAUCGAUCGAUCGAUCUACUGUCAUGGGAAUGGAAUUUUUCAUGUCCUUUUUUGCUAUAUAUUCUUAUGCUCAGAUGAAGUGGAUCAUGCUUGUAUCUCAUUUGUGUUAACAAGUAACAGUGUGUAUGAACUGUUAUUUGUUUUUUGAACAUCUUUUUGUAGAUAUAUAUGUACGUAGGGGGAUUAACACACAUGAGCGCCUAGAUAAGACUGUAUAUAAUUAACCUCAUCGCGAGACACUAAACCGCUGAUACGAUG
Linum trigynum is the source of this 2595-nucleotide messenger RNA. The record is from the annotation of a GenBank genome assembly. Lineage: Eukaryota; Viridiplantae; Streptophyta; Magnoliopsida; Malpighiales; Linaceae.